UCGAAACGAUACUAUACGCAUGUAAAAGUUCACGUAACAUAUUGGUUCACGACUGGUCUCGGAGGCACCGCCGCUAUAACAAUUUACGGCUUAGGACGCGUUAAGCAUUUUAUCUACAUACACUUUUGUAGAAGUGCGAGUGGUGUCAGUGUGUGGUUCUUUAAGUAGAAAAAAUCGCAGUUUUCUAAAAAUUUUAAAUAGCAACAUAUACCAAUCUUGAGUUUUUUAUAAAUUAUUUUUAAAGAGGUAGCAAACUGCUGCAAAUGUCAGGCGUGGAUCAGAUGAAAAUAUCAGGAAAUACAGCAAAAUCGGUUGAGGAGCGUAAUAUACCAUGGAGCCAACAAGUUGAUGAGGCAUCGUAUGAAAAUUUAUCUUCUCCAAGCGAUGAAUUCUCUGUACAUGAAAACUCGAUGCAAUUCCAAUAUCCGCCGUUUAACCUUAAAGAGAACUAUAAUUUACCAUGGAGUAACAUGAAGGGUCGACAAAUUUCUACAGACCAUGAUUCAUAUAAAAGACAUGGACAUAGUAUUAUUAAUAAUACACGACGAGACGACCACCAAAUACCUUCUUGGAAUCCAAAAAAACUGUUUGAAACGAGUUGUGCACUUCAGCCAAAUCGUAAUGAAAACGAAUACCGGUCAACACAAAUUGACAACCGCACAUGCGAUGAAGCAGAAUUUCAUGGAGCUGUGGCAGCACCCAAAAAGACAACCUGGGCGUCUAUUGCAUCGCAGCCGGCUAAACUGUCAUCAAGAGCUGCAUCGACUACUUCCAAUCAUAAAAAAAAGGGUCCUGGUAUGCCACCACCACCAAUGGUACCCGGAAAACACAAUUUAGAUGUUAAUGUAUGGGACUUACCAAACAAUAAGCCACCGCCUGUACCGACACCAACAUCACCGAUUGAUUUGGUUUAUUCUGAUUUUAACUCGGAUUUUUCAAAAUCAUCCAACACAGAGCCUCUUCUAGGGGCACGAUCUGAAAAGGCUUAUAAAGACUCGGAAAAUUUGCAUAAUUACGAGAACAAAAGUUUGGCUAACAUAAGUAAUUCCAGCAGAAUAAAGGUAUCUCCAAAAUGCCAAACUCGCAAAAAUUUGGGAGCACAUCCAGUUCAUCAGCCAGUAGGUCCUCAAUUGAGUAAUUUGGAAACUCACGGGUCAUCUAUCCGACGACCCGAAGGUGUUAAUCUUACAAAUCGGAAUACUGACCGUACAGGCAGCUUUUCUAGUUCCCGCAGUGAUUUUGAAAGUACAUCCAAGUGUAAAUAUCUGGAUCAAAACAGUUCUCGACCAAUAGAACCGCCUGUAACUGAAGAGAUUCCUGUUGAUCCACAAUUACUGUUGGAAGAAUUAAAAGACAAAAACAAUUACAAUCCAAAACUAAUGGACUUAAACAAAGCCACAACAGCACGUUUUUUUGUCAUCAAAUCGUAUUCUGAAGAUGAUAUCCACCGUAGUAUAAAGUACGAAAUUUGGUGCUCAACUGAUCAUGGAAAUAAGCGAUUGGAUGAUGCUUUCAAAGAGAGACAUAAAGAAGGUGGAGAUAUUUUGCUCUUCUUUUCUGUGAAUGGGUCUGGCCAUUUUUGUGGGAUGGCGCAGAUGAUGACUCCAGUAGAUUACAAUUCUACUUCAAGCGUUUGGUCUCAAGACAAAUGGAAAGGCAAGUUUAAGGUAAAAUGGAUAUAUGUAAAAGAUGUACCUAAUGGGAAACUCCGCCACAUCCGUCUGGAAAACAACGACAACAAGUCAGUGACGAAUUCUAGAGAUACCCAGGAAGUGCCAAAUGACAAAGGCAUUGAGGUGUUACAAAUAUUGCACUGCUACGACCAUAUUACGUCCAUUUUCGACGAUUUUUCUCACUACGAGAAGAAACAAGAAGAAGAAGUCUCUUCGAAGCGUCCGCCAAUGCAUGUCCAUGAUGGCAAUAAUCAUGUCAAACCACCUUUAAGUCGCAGUUUUAGUCGAAACUGUGACAAUAAAGAAAGGGAACGCGAUAACCGCGGCAGUGUCAUGUCCCAAAAACAUUUCAUCGCUGGAGGAGCUAGUUUCCGUAAUGUAGUUCAUAAAAGUGCCUCGGGAAGCGGGGGCUUUAACAUCAACUACACUGAAUAUCGUCGUGGCUUUGACAUAAAAAAAACUUUUAGUAGUGGUUAUCACUUAAAAAAUAGAGAAACCGUGGAAUUUGAGAGAGAAAACGAAUGUGGAAGUCAGCAUGUUUCGAAAAACAGAAAAAAUGAAUAUCAACAAAAUAAUGCCAUUAAAAGCAAUUUAAAAAAUCGUGAUCGAGAUUUCAGUACUGAACAAAUGAAAAUCGACGUACGCUUUCGUACUGGUCUGUGCACAUCCAAGGAUAUGACAAGAAAUACUGAUAAAGGUCCGAAGCAAUGAAUAUCAAUUAAGCAUAAGUUUGCCAAGAUUCAGUAAGAUUAUUUUUCCAAAUAAUAUUGAAUGGAUGGCUCCCAUAAAUCUACGAAAUUUUAAGAUGUAAAAGUUUAACAUUUUUUAACUAUUGUGUGUAUAGGAAAAAGCCCAUUUCAUGAUAAAUAUAGAAAAUAACACCAAACAAGUGGGAAUUAGGAUAAAUGAUUAAAA
Molecule: messenger RNA, 2588 nt
Organism: Drosophila persimilis
Lineage: Eukaryota; Metazoa; Arthropoda; Insecta; Diptera; Drosophilidae
Gene: Ythdf
Product: YTH domain-containing family protein
Exons: 10
Coding region: 264-2384 (706 amino acids)
Biological process (GO): mRNA destabilization
Cellular component (GO): cytoplasm
Molecular function (GO): mRNA binding; N6-methyladenosine-containing RNA reader activity
Source: RefSeq, a predicted model, not a curated record